Messenger RNA from Acanthochromis polyacanthus (spiny chromis), 2480 nucleotides. Its product is annotated as cytochrome P450 3A30-like. The transcript has 13 exons. Lineage: Eukaryota; Metazoa; Chordata; Actinopteri; Pomacentridae. Gene Ontology annotation, molecular function: oxidoreductase activity, acting on paired donors, with incorporation or reduction of molecular oxygen; heme binding; steroid hydroxylase activity. The record is from RefSeq and is a predicted model, not a curated record. Bases 97 to 1599 code for a protein of 500 amino acids.
CUCACAUCAACAGGUUAGUGCAGCAGGUUUAUAAAAGCCUCCGGGUUGAAGUGAACCUCAGAGAAACUCCAGAGAAGGAAGAGACGACCUGCAGAGAUGGACUACUUCUUCUAUUUCUCCAUUCAAACAUGGACUCUGCUGAUCGCCUUCGUCACACUCUUCUUUGUCUACGCCAACUGGACAUAUGGGGCAUUUAAGAAGAUGGGCAUUCCUGGUCCCAGUCCUGUCCCUUUGUUUGGCACUAUGCUGGCAUAUAGAAAGGGAUUCACCAAAUUUGAUCAGCAGUGCUUUAACAAGUAUGGAAAAACAUGGGGCAUCUUCGACGGCCGUCAGCCCGUGCUGUGUAUCACAGACCCUGGCAUGAUAAAAACUGUUUUGAUAAAGGAGUGUUACUCUCUCUUCACCAAUCGCAGAAAUUUCCGUCUGAAUGGGCCGCUGUAUGACGCUGUGGGCAUUGCAGAGGACGAGCAGUGGAGGAGGAUUCGUAGCAUCCUCUCUCCAUCCUUCACUUCAGGAAGACUGAAAGAGAUGUUUGACAUCAUGAAACGGCAUUCUGCUAACAUGAUGAGCAGCUUUACAAAGAAAGCAGACAAGGAUGAACCAAUAGAGCUGAAGGACGUCUUUGGAUCCUUCAGCAUGGACAUAGUUACCAGCACAGCCUUUAGUGUUGACAUCGACUCUCUCAACAACCCUUCCGACCCCUUUGUCGCCAACAUUAAAAAGAUGCUGAAGUUUGACCUUUUCAGCCCUCUCCUCGUCAUUAUUGGGUUCUUUCCUUUCAUGGGUCCCAUUUUUGAAAAAAUGGAGCUUUCGUUUUUCCCUAAAUCUGUGACAGACUUCUUUUACGCCGCACUGCAGAAGAUCAAGUCAAGUCGCGCUAAGGGCGAACAAAUGAAUCGAGUGGACUUCCUUCAGCUGAUGAUUGACUCCCAGAAAAACAGCGGCCCCAGUGAAGCAGAUCAGGAUAAAAGUUUAACCGAUCAUGAGAUCCUCUCCCAGUCAAUGACUUUCCUCUUUGCUGGCUAUGAAACAACCAGCAGCACUCUGACUUUCUUGGCUUACAACCUGGCAAAAAAUCCCGACGUCAUGAAAAAGUUGCAGCAUGAGAUUGACACCACCUUCCCUAACCAGGCUCCUAUCCAGUACCAACCACUGAUGCAGAUGGAGUAUCUGGAGGGUGUUAUCAACGAGUCCCUCCGCCUGUACCCCAUUGUUCCACGUGUGGAGCGUGUUGCCAAAGCAACUGUGGAGAUCAACGGCAUCGUGAUUCCAAAAGGGAUGGUCGUCAUGGUUCCCACGUGGCCGAUGCACCGGGACCCCGAUGUGUGGCCUGAACCCGAGAAAUUCAAACCGGAGAGGUUCUGCAAGGAAAACAAAGACUCAAUCGAUCCGUACACCUACAUGCCGUUUGGGUUGGGGCCGAGAAACUGCAUUGGGAUGCGGUUUGCUUUGGUGAUGAUUCGCCUUGCCCUGGUGGAGAUCCUCCGGAAGUACAACUUCACCGUGUGUAAAGAGACUGAGAUCCCCUUGGAGUUGGACAUUCAGGGUCUAGUGGCUCCAAAACGUCCCAUCAAACUGAAGCUGACGCCACGUUCUUAACCUUCCAGCUAGAAAAAAAAAACAACAAAACAACACAAAAGAUUUAAACUGAGAUGUGUACAUAAAAGCACCAUGUAAACAUUUCGAUACCACAGCACAGUUGUGUGUGACUCUAUAUCACCUCAUCCUCACCUUGGAGGCAAAUAUAACUCCAAUUUACAAUGAACUAUGUGUAGAUUCUUCUCUUGUGUGCCGUCUGUCUUAUAGUUAAACAAUGAAAUGUGCUACAGAAAAGAAAUACAACAGAAAUUAUAAAGAAAUAUAGUUUUAUUGGUGUUCAGAUUUUUCUUUGUAUUAUCAUCUGCAUUACAAUAGUUUACACAUCAUCUAAACAUUACUCACAGACCCAAGUUGAGGAGAGGAAACUAAUAAAAGUGCAUGUUAUAUAAUCAAAUCCAUCCAUCCAUCCAUUCUCUAUACAUCGCUUAAUCCUCACGAGGGUCGCGGGGGGUGCUGAAGCCUAUCUCAGCUGACUCAGGCGAAGGCAGGGGACACCCUGGACAGGUCGCCACUCUGUCACAGGGCAUAAUCAAAUCCAUCUUUCAUUUUUAUUUUUUAACCAGAAAAAAGCUUUUCCAAAUGUUUAGAUUUUCUUCAAUCCGUGAUUCUACUGUUAGAUGACUCAGAUAUUCACAUAUCUGUGUUAUAAUAUUAAACUAAUGUCCUGUGAUAGUGAUAUGUGACAAGAGUUUAGAUGGUAAUGGACGACUCCACAUUGUCAUAGCUGUACUUAUCCAUAUGUAAAAUUUGAGGGGGGUUUUUCAGCCUUAUUGUUCUUUUGGAAUUUCUUGUCCUUCUUUCAUGCAUCUUCUGUAUCCAGCUGCUGUAACAUGUGAAUUUCCCCGCUGACGGAUCAAUAAAAUUGACCUUAUCAUAUUAAA